This is a messenger RNA of Musca domestica (house fly), 3042 nucleotides long. RefSeq names its product ZIP Zinc transporter. Gene Ontology annotation, cellular component: membrane. The transcript is spliced from 6 exons. Bases 906 to 1976 code for a protein of 356 amino acids. The record is from RefSeq and is a predicted model, not a curated record. Gene Ontology annotation, biological process: intracellular zinc ion homeostasis; zinc ion transmembrane transport. Gene Ontology annotation, molecular function: zinc ion transmembrane transporter activity. Lineage: Eukaryota; Metazoa; Arthropoda; Insecta; Diptera; Muscidae.
GAUAGAAUACAUGAUCGUAUUGUGUGUUCUCAACUCUAGUUCCAGUGGAAAGAUCUGUCUCAUAGAUUAGCUAAAUACAACUAAACGACAACGGCGGCGACCACAUAGUCAGGGAUCUCCCCACACUUUUUUACUCUCCAAGUCAGAAUCACUCCGCACUACAACGAACCGAAAGAAGUUAUAUUAAAUUCGCAAUCAAGUCGGACAUUUAAAACGUUUCUGAAUCUCUUGUCGAUAAGAUGCUAGUUUUCUUGUGCUGAGUGAGACUGUCUGCUGCUACAAAAAAAGUUAAACGCAACGUGUGCAGUUCUACGCCGAAAAAAGAAUUAAUUUAUUUUAUUAAAAAAAAAAACAAAAACAACAAAAGCUUUAAAAAGUAAAUAAAAAACAAGUAAACAAUACCAAAUAAAACCAAAACGAGAAUUAUAAUAAAUUUUAAAUUGUGUCAAGCCUUGAUGAGUUUGAUGAUCAUUUAUGUGAAUACAAAAAAAUACCUACCUACCUAUAUGCCAAUGAAAUUUGUGAUUGUCCCCUCCCCAACUUAAAGAACUUAAUUCAAAUGAACGCGGCAUGAACAACGUCAUCGUCAUCAUACAUUGAUCUUAUGUUUGAAAAUUCACUUCCCGGCCAUAACUACGUCAUUGUUAAUUAGAAAACAAAUACAUUCAAGUGUUAAUGGACAUUUAAAAAUUCCCUCCAGUAAAGAAGCUUAACCCAUCAUUGCGCCUUAAGUCUUCCAAUUGAGAUUAUUAUAUUUCUUUAGUUGGCACCAUCCUGAAAUUAGAAUUUAUCAUAUCAUAAAAAUUAUAACCGAACGCCGGCCCACACAACUCAAUUUUUUUGUGAUACCACAUUACAUUUAGCAAUCGGGCAAACAACCAGUAGAAAUCAUAAGCAGCAACACCAUGAAUACCACAUCGGCAUUUGAUGAUAAUUUAGUUCAAUUGUAUACACAUCUUGUCAAGAAUUAUGUACCGGAAUAUUUCAAAGGCUUCGAAUAUACACCAUGGGUAUUUUCACUGCUGGGUUCAGUGGUAAUUGGUUUAAGUGGGAUUUUGCCACUAAUCAUAAUACCCAAUGAUGAAAAAUUGAAACAACAAGGAUAUUCAGAUCCUGGUGAAUCAAAGUUCCUUAAAGUUUUGUUAAGUUUUGCCGUAGGCGGUCUGUUGGGCGAUGUAUUUUUGCAUCUAUUACCCGAAGCCUGGGAGGGUGAUAGCGAUUUAUCCUCUUCAUCCUCGGAUCAUCCUUCAUUACGUUCCGGUCUCUGGGUUCUAGCCGGUAUACUUAUAUUUACAAUUGUGGAAAAAAUCUUCUCGGGUUAUUGUAAUGCCGAUGAAGAAAAUCCCCAACCAAAGUGUGUCGAAAUUGCCAACUGUUUAUUGCGCAAAAACGGCGGUAAACUGCCUGAUGGUAAAACCUCCGGCAGCUGUACUGGCAACGGUUCCUGUGAUAUUGAAGAUGUACCCAACGGUUGUUUCUUGCGUGAACGUGAACAGAAUAAAAAAGAACAACCAAAGAAAAUAGCUGGCUAUUUGAAUUUAAUGGCCAAUUCCAUUGAUAAUUUUACACAUGGCUUGGCAGUGGCUGGUUCAUUUUUGGUCUCAUUUCGUCAUGGUGUUUUGGCGACAUUUGCCAUUUUGUUGCACGAAAUUCCCCAUGAAGUCGGAGAUUUUGCUAUACUGUUGCGUUCCGGUUUUAGCCGAUGGGACGCUGCUCGCGCUCAGCUUUUAACUGCUGGUGCUGGUUUAAUGGGUGCCCUAGUAGCCAUUGGAGGCUCCGGCGUUACCUCAGCUAUGGAGGCUCGUACAUCAUGGAUUAUGCCAUUUACAGCUGGAGGCUUCUUACAUAUAGCAUUGGUUACAGUAUUACCGGAUUUAUUGCAAGAGGAAAAUCCCAAAGAAUCACUAAAGCAAUUACUUGCACUAUUAGGUGGCAUAGGACUGAUGGCUGUUAUGACUGUUCUGUUUGAACACUAAAUUAGUCUGUAAAUUAUAUAUUAUUUAUAAUAUAUAUUUAUAUUUUCAAAAAAUUGUUCUUCAAUCAUUUCUAUUUUUAAUUUUUUUCGCAAAUUUAAAAUAUUUCGAAAAAGUACAAUAGCAUUGUGUAUAAAUAACAAUAUUACUUUAUUUAAUUUAAAAAAUUAAAGAUUUCUAAAUUUUGAAACUACUUUAUAAAUAAAAAAUACAACUCCCAUUCUAUGUUAAUUAAAGUUAUAUUUUAAACUUUAACACUAGUUAGACACCAUAUGACAUUAUACAUACAUACCCACACCCAUAUACAAUAUUCAGUUGAAAAUAAUUAGUUAUUAUUGUUAAUUAGUUAUGUAGAAAUAGAUAUUCAACAUGCAAAUGAAUACGAUUUGAAUAAUUUAAAAAACAACUGCAUAUUAUUAACGAAACCUAUAAUAUAUUGACUAUUUUUUAGCAUUUUUAUAAAUUAUGUUUUUUAUUUAUAAAAGCCAUAAUUGUUUUUCCUUUCGUUAUGUUAUGAAGUAAUUUAAUAUCGGUUUUUUUUUUUGAAUUUUAUUAAACUGCGUCUCGUUAAGAGAUCUAAAUUAUAUUUAUACAUAUGUAUAUAUUUAAGAAGAAAAAAAUAUGUGAUAUAACGCAUAAAAAAUAAUCAAAAAUAAUAAAAAAAUAUUUGAAAAUAAAUAAAAAGAGAAAAUAAAUGAAAAAAAUAUACUGAAGUGUAGUUUUAUAUUUAAUAGACUCAAAUGAUAUACACAAUUGCUAUAACACAAAAAUUUUGCAAUGUCCUUCGUUGUCUAGCACAAUUUGUGGGUGCCUAUUCUGAAGGAACAAUUGUUGAAACUGGCAAAGAACAAUCGUUUUCAAAAAUACUCUGAAAGAAUCCGAUGUUAAAACAUUUUGGUAAUUUAAGUAUUAAUUGUGUGUUUAGGCUCUAGAGCGGUUUAAAUUUGGAAUCGAUCGAAACUAACCUAUGAAACUAUAUCUUAAUCGUAUGUGACCCCUCGAAUCUAUUAUGGAGUGAAUGUUAUGCCUUUUAGAAUACUCAAAUAUAAAAUCGGAUGAAACAACUUAA